AUGCGCGAGAAACUGGGGGAGGGCGGUUUCGGCGCCGUGUUCGCUGCCGUCGACGUUGCGGCCCGCGCGGCGAUGCUUGACCGGGACGAGGACGAGAGCGACGACGAGGUUGAUGAGACGAGCACGCUCGUUGCCAUCAAGGUUGAGGCCCCGGGUUCGCUCUGGGAGGCGGCGAUGCUGCAGCGCGUGCACUCGCGUCUUGCCGCCGAGCUUAUCCCCAGCAUCAUCCGUCCCCGCGGACUGCAUGCGUACUCUGAUGAGUCCUACCUCCUUCUCGACUUCAGUGCGCAGGGCACGCUCCUCGAUGUGGUGAACAAGGCCACCGUGUGGGGCAUCAGCGCGAUCCCCAACGGCCCUUCCGUUCCCGACGAAAUCGUCGCGCUCUUCUUCACAGCCGAGCUCCUCCGCCUCGUGGAGGGCCUGCACUCGCAGUCCAUGAUCCACGGCGACCUCAAGAUCGACAACUGCAUGGUGCGUCUGGACGCCAUCCCUGCCUCCGAUGGCGGCGCAAGCAGCUGGUCCACGCAAUACUCUCGUGACGGAAGGGGAGGGUGGAAGCACAAGGGCGUGCGCCUCAUCGACUUCGGCCGUGCGCAGGACCUCACACUCUAUGACGCAGGCAAGGAGCAGCGCUUCACGGCCGAUUGGAAGACGGACGAGCGCGACUGUCCCGCCAUGCGCCAGGGCAGGGCCUGGUCCUACGACACGGACUACUUUGGCCUCGCGGGCGUGUGCUACUGUCUCCUCUUUGGCAAGUUUAUCGCGACCGAGACGGACGAGCGGGGCCGCGUGCGCGUCGACCAGGCGUUCAAGCGGUACUGGCAGGUGCAGCUCUGGACGCGGGUGUUCGACACUCUCCUGAACCCCUACGAUGGCGCUGGGGCAGAGGGAGAGGGAGAGCGCGGCCCCAUCCUUGGCAAGCUGAGGGAACUCCGAGAGGCGCUCGAGGAGUGGCUCGAGGCCAACUGUCAGAAGAACGGGAAGAGUCUGAAGCAGCUGCUCAAGCGUAUCGAGCUGAGGGCUAUGGAGCGUCGGUAG
Messenger RNA from Trichosporon asahii var. asahii CBS 2479, 1038 nucleotides. Its product is annotated as protein kinase. Gene Ontology annotation, biological process: protein phosphorylation; mitotic spindle assembly checkpoint signaling; meiotic sister chromatid cohesion, centromeric. NCBI's taxonomy places the organism in Eukaryota, Fungi, Basidiomycota, Tremellomycetes, Trichosporonales, Trichosporonaceae. Bases 1 to 1038 code for a protein of 345 amino acids. Gene Ontology annotation, molecular function: protein kinase activity; ATP binding. The transcript has a single exon. The record is from RefSeq and is a predicted model, not a curated record.